Molecule: messenger RNA, 984 nt
Organism: Knipowitschia caucasica
Lineage: Eukaryota; Metazoa; Chordata; Actinopteri; Gobiiformes; Gobiidae
Source: the annotation of a GenBank genome assembly
AUGUCAGGUUGGUUCAUUACCAUUCGACCGCUGACGCUGGAACGCCGACGCUGGAACGCCGACGCUGGAACGCCGACGCUGGACCGCCGACGCUGGAACGCCGACGCUGGAACGCCGACGCUGGAACGCCGACGCUGGAACGCCGACGCUGGAACGCCGACGCUGGAACGCCGACGCUGGAACGCCAACGCUGGACCGCCGACGCUGGAACGCCGACGCUGGAACGCCGACGCUGGAACGCCGACGCUGGAACGCCGACGCUGGAACGCCGACGCUGGAACGCCGACGCUGGAACGCCGACGCUCGACCGCCGACGCUGGACCGCCGACGCUGGAACGCCGACGCUGGAACGCCGACGCUGGAACGCCGACGCUGGAACGCCGACGCUGGAACGCCGACGCUGGAACGCCGACGCUGGAACGCCGACGCUGGAACGCCGACGCUGGAACCCGACGCUGGAACGCCGACGCUGGAACGCCGACGCUGGAACGCCGACGCUGGAACGCCGACGCUGGACCGCCGACGCUGGAACGCCGACGCUGGAACGCCGACGCUGGAACGCCGACGCUGGAACGCCGACGCUGGAACGCCGACGCUGGAACGCCGACGCUGGAACGCCGACGCUGGAACGCCCGACGCUGGAACCGACGCGAACGCCGACGCUGGAACGCCGACGCUGGACCGCCGACGCUGGAACGCCGACGCUGGAACGCCGACGCUGGAACGCCGACGCUGGAACGCCGACGCUGGAACGCCGACGCUGGAACGCCGACGCUGGAACGCCGACGCUGGACCGCCGACGCUGGAACGCCGACGCUGGAACGCCGACGCUGGAACGCCGACGCUGGAACGCCGACGCUGGAACGCCGACGCUGGAACGCCGACGCUGGAACGCUGACGCCUCGCGCACCAGACUCACAUUCUCUGAUUUUCAAACGCAGGGGUCUUCAGACCAGAAGUCCUGGGCGGAAGUGGCGGAAGUAG